CUUUCAGACAUAUCACUUCCGAAUUCCUUUCUCCCUUCAACCAUUCUUCAACCAUUCAAAACUCAAGCAGAUUUAUGUUGAAAAUAAUGAAUUUUACAUAGAUACCAACAUUGAAUCUUUGGAACCAACUUUCCAACUAAAUACCUUAACUAUGUCUGGUUGUGGAGAUUGUGGAGCAAUUCCAAACUUCCUCUACUCUCAACACGACCUGGAGUAUUUAGACCUCUCGCACCUUAACCUAACUGGAGAGUUUCCCAUUUGGUUGUUGGAAAACAACACAAGGUUGAAGACACUUUCGCUGGUUAACAAUUCUCUCUCUGGACCUAUUAAGUUGCCAGCUCAUUCUCAUAUGAGUAUGAGUUUGAAAGAUCUAGAUAUCUCCAAAAAUUUCUUGGACGGCCAUAUUCCAAUGGAGAUCGGAGCAUCUUUGCCAAGUUUAGAAGGUUUAUACAUUUCAGAAAAUUCUCUUACUGGCAGCAUUCCUCCUUCAAUUGGUGAUAUGAAGUCGCUGCUAUCUUUGGACUUAUCUCACAAUAACUUAUCUGGUGAAAUACCUAAGAAGUUAACCAUGGGUUGCUCAUCAUUAAUUUCACUUAUUCUGUCAAACAACAAUCUACAAGGCCAGAUUUUCUCAGAGAAAUUUAGCUUAUUCCAGUUGGUGGUAUUACAGUUGAAUGGCAAUCACUUUUCUGGAAGUAUCCCAAAAAGCUUAUCUAAUUGCCCCCAUCUGGCUUCAAUAGAUUUCAGCAAUAACAAUCUCUCUGGUAGGAUCCCAAGCUGGAUGGGAAAUAUUUCAUACAUGCGAGAAAUUAUCAUGUCCAAUAAUGGUCUUGAAGGUCCAAUUCCUAUCGACUUUUGUCAGCUUCAAUUUCUUCUAAUUCUAGACCUUUCAAAUAACAAUAUUUCGGGGAGGCUACCAUCUUGUUUCGGCCCAGGGUAUAUAAUUCAUGUUCAUUUAUCCAAAAAUAGGCUAGAAGGAUCACUGACAACACAGUUUUGUAAGAGCUCUUCUCUAGUAACGCUAGACCUUAGUGACAACCAGCUAAGUGGUAACAUCCCAGAUUGCAUCAAUAUGCUUGGUGAGUUGAGUUAUCUUAUCUUGAAGAACAAUAAUCUUGAAGGUAAGAUCCCAUUUCAGCUAUGCACGUUGCAGAAAUUGAGCUUGAUUGAUCUAUCUCAAAACCAUCUUUCAGGCCAUAUACCCUCUUGCCUAAAUCUUACUACUAAUGAGCUAUAUAAUGAGGAUAAUCAAGUUCUUCUUAUCUAUGGUCUAUUGUUUACACUACUUUUCAAGGAUACACUUUCUGUUGGUGAACCAGUGCCUUUCACAACAAAGUAUAUGGCAUAUUCUUACAAGGGAAGACUUCUCACCUACAUGUCUGGAAUAGACCUUUCCUGCAACAAAUUGACUGGUGAAAUUCCUUAUGAAAUAGGGCACCUUAGUAAGAUUCACGUACUAAACCUGUCUCAUAAUUUCUUGGUUGGUGGAAUCCCAUCUACAUUUUCUAACCUUGAGCAAAUCGAGAGCUUGGAUCUUUCCUACAACAAUUUGAGUGGGGAAAUUCCUCCCGAGCUUGUUGACUUAUAUUUCUUAUCUACCUUUAGCGUGGCAUACAACAACUUAUCAGGUAAGACACCAGCAAGGAUCCGACAAUUUGCAACAUUUAAUGGAAGUUGUUACCAAGGUAAUCCCCUGCUUUGUGGGGAACCAUUGAAAAGUUGCUCAACAACAAGUCCACCACCAAUGAUCCAGGAAGGUCCAACCAAGGGCAGAGAAGAUGAUGGUUUCAUUGAUAUGGGUGUCUUCUAUGUGAGUUUAAUUGUGUCUUACAUAAUGGUGCUCAUGACUAUUGCUGCAGUUCUUUACAUAAAUCCUUAUUGGAGACGGGCGUGGUUUUAUUACAUUGAGAUGUGCUUCACUUCUAGCUACUAUUUUAUAGUCGAUCAUCUAUCCAAGGCAUGAAGCAAUGCAUUCAAGAAUGUAGCCAUUUUAUAGUUGUCAUUUCUAAACUGCUCUUCUUAUUGUUUCCUGUUUGGAAUUGCAAUAAAAAGUCUUACAUGUAAGCUCUUUCAAGUAAAUUAGCAAGCAGAGUUUGGAACCUAAUUUGACAAAAGUUAUGUCCUGAGGGAGUAAUGAUUAAAGUAAUAACUAUAAGUCAUUUGU
Rubroshorea leprosula is the source of this 2164-nucleotide messenger RNA. NCBI's taxonomy places the organism in Eukaryota, Viridiplantae, Streptophyta, Magnoliopsida, Malvales, Dipterocarpaceae. The record is from the annotation of a GenBank genome assembly.